UCUUCACACGUGAGCAUAUACACAUUACACAUAUAUAAUUGCAAUUUCAUAUAAUGGCGUUUAUCUGUACUUGGAAUAGAAUUCAUUUAUUAUUUUCGCUUAUGAAUUUUGUGUUCUGAAAAAUUAAUUAAGAAUAUUUAUGUGUUAUUGAUAUAAAUAUAAUUUAAAAUGAUUAUAGAAAAUCCAGAACAAUUUAAAAAUUGGUUGACCACGGUUUUAGAACCAUUGUGUGAUGCUGAUCCAGCUGCGUUGGCUAAAUAUGUUUAUGCUUUAGUAAAAAAAGAUAAGACUUUAGAAGAGUUACAAGAAGGAAUGGUUGAACAAUUAGAUGUAUUCUUGCAACAUGAAACUAAGAAGUUUGUAGACUUGUUGUUCAAAACAUUAGAAACUCAAGAUUACUUGUUACAAGCUCCUCAAGGAAAUCUGACUGAACCAAUAUCAUCUCCACGAAUCAACCCUUUCGAACAUUCAGUAAAUUCUGAACAAUUAGUAGAACCAACUGUAACCCAGUUGUGUUCUAUUACAAAUCCUGCACUUUCAGUACAAACUAAUGGAUCUACAGCUACUUCGACACUGAAUAAAAGAGAAUCUCGAAAAUCUGAAUCUGAAAAAGAGGAUAAGGAUAAACGAACUAGAAGCCGAGGCCGUUUUCGAUCACGAUCGAAGUCACGAUCAAGGUCGUGGGAAAAAGAUCGACGCAGAUCAAGAAGUCGAGAGCAUCGUAGAGAUCGAGAACGUGACAGAAGCCGACUGUGGAGAAACAAAUCACCACCAUCUACUGUGAGACGUCAUGAAAGGAGACGAAGUCGCAGUCGUAGUUCAUCUUCUCUGCGGAUACGAGUGCGGGAAAUAGCUGAUAGCCGAGAUCACAGAAUCCGUUUUCGUAAUCGAUCUCCUACACCGCUCCGCUCCCGAUCACGAUCUAAGUCAACUGAAAAAAAAAAUAUAGAUAAAACAGAAAAAUUAGUCGAUGAAAGCAGAUUAGACUGCAUUGAAACAAGCCCAGCUGGUACACCUUCUCAAGACAAUAACCAUGGAGAUAUCGAUAUGCGAUUGUCUACAGCCAGCCAAUCAAUUCAAAGUGUCGUUGCCUUAACAUCAAAUAUAUCGAAGAAUCAAAUUGGAGAAUUCCUACUUAAACGCCGCUGUCGUGAUUUCGAUGAAAAGGGGUAUUGUAUGCGUGGAGAUUUAUGCCCAUAUGACCAUGGUACCGAUCCUGUUGUGCUUGAAGAUGUAGCACUCAGUCGAGUUUUAACAUUUGGACCUCAUGGUAGUCAAACUGUCGGUACUGAAACAGUACCUACUAUAUCCAAUUCAUCGUUAGGACAAAAUGGAACCGGACAACCACCUCAUGUUCCUCUUGCAAAUUUACCACCUCCUAAUUUACGGAAUCCGCCUCACUCUAAUAUGGAAUACAAUCCCGAUGCUCCAAGUAUGGAGCCAAGAAUAUCAUGGAGCCGGCAUUCUCAAUCUAAUGUGGGGAUUUACGGUCGUGGAGAGCGUGAAUUGAUACGCGUUCCAGUCAUCCCCCAUAUACAACCUCCUGAAACUGUUCAUUCCCAAACAACUAGUUCAUUAAAACGAAAACAAACCUUCGAUUUCAAUCGACUCGGUCCUAAGCAACGACUCAAUCAUAACUCUGCCAAUUGUUCUCUAGAACUCAAAAAAGUUCCUCGUACUUUGAACAAUAUUACCCAAUUAAAUAACCACUUUUCUAAAUUUGGUAAAAUUGUUAAUAUUCAAGUCAAUUUUGGUGGUGAUCCGGAAGCUGCUCUCGUAACAUUUCAAUUACCAUCUGAAGCUAAAGCUGCUUAUCGUAGUACUGAAGCAGUCUUAAAUAAUAGAUUUAUUAAAGUUUUUUGGCACAGUAAUAUUAAUAAUACUGCAGCUAGUAGUGCUAUUGAAAAUGUCCCACCCGGCUGUCGACCAUCUGUCAAAGAAAGAUUAGGUGCUGCUGUACCUUUGUCAAUAAAAUUAGAUGACAAUGAAUAUGUUCCCACGCGCCGCUCUAAUGAUGACCAACAAGAAAAUGAACGAGCACCACAACAGCAGCAACAAGAGCAACAUCCACAACAAAAACAACAGCAGCAACAAGAAAAGCAAGUAUCCCAACAAAAGCAAGAUCAGGAACAUCAGCAACAACAACAAAAUAAAAAGCAGCUCCUACCAGAUCAGCAACAACAAUUGCAACAAUCACAAGAACAGCAGCAACAACAAAUAUUGUUAUUAUUAAAACAGGAAAAAGAACAAGAACCAAAAAAACAGGAGCAACAACUUUUACUUCUACUACAGCAGCACCAAGAACAACAACCACAAGAACAGCAACAACAACAUCAACAAAAACAAUCCACAACCAAUUUUACAAUUUCUUCUCAGAAAAAUAAAACAAUAGCUUCUACUCGAGAAGAAAAAGUUUAUGCUAUCAAAAAAACUCAAGAAAUUUUAGCGGUCAAAGAAACACUGAAGAAAAAACAAGAACAAAAGCGUAAAGAAGUAAUUAAAAUAACUGCAGAUCUCCGAAAACGUAAACAGGAACUUUUGGAUAAAAAUUUAAUGGAGAUUCGCACUCUAAUCGAAAAAGCAGAAAAAAAUCCAGAGCAGAAAGAUGCAAUAAUGGAAACAAUUAAAGUAAUACAACAAUGUAUUGAUCAAUUGCGUAAAGAUCUUGCGGCGAAUGGACAAUCUAGUGGAACAAAAUUAUUAGUCAAAUCUCGAGAGCAAACUCAAAAAGAAAUACUUGAUGCUGAAUUAGAUCUUAUGACUGCCCAUCAGGAAGGACAAGAUGCUGGUGAGUUGCAGAAGAGGCUAAAUGAAUUAAGAGCUCAAGCUGCGGUGUUGAGUAUAAAUGCUACCAAGGGUACUAAUAAAAAUGUGAAAUCAAGUCGAGUAGUUCGUGGUGGUCACAAUUUUACGUGUCGUGGUCGUGGUAAUUAUAUGCAUGUUUCUACAGAUCAUCGUCCAACUAGUCUUCUAAUUUCCGGGUAUGAAACUGAAGAGAAAAUGGAAGUUCUUGCUCACUUCCAGCAAUUCGGCGAAAUAGUCAAUCAACUAGUUGAUGAUGCAACUCCGUCUAUUGUACUCAAUUUCAAGUCGAGAAAGGAAGCUGAAAUUGCGAUGCUCAAAGGUCGCACAUUUCAAGACCGGUUACUUUCAGUAACAUGGAUUUCGACGCAUCAUUUACAUCGUGGUGGUAUAGGAGCAACACUAACUACUAAUCCUCAUUCAGUUGUUUCUUUAAGCUCCGAUCAAAAUCCUGCUGAAAUAAUGUUGUUAGAAGAGCAUGAAGAAGAAGAAGAAGAAGAUGGAGAAUCAAGGAGUUGGCGGCGAUAGCAAUAUUUAUCCAAUCAUUUGUGGAUGAAUUCUGUUGCAAAAUGAGUUAUUUAAAAAUCUACUACGUGCUUUUAAGAAAAUGCAUGUUUAUUUCUUAUGUAAUCAGUGUAUCAUUGAAUGGUCGUGUAUUUGAAUUUACGUUUUUUAACUUUCAUAAUACUUAAUGUAAGAUACGUUGAAAUAAAUGUCAUAUUCGUUGCAUUAAA
This is a messenger RNA of Cotesia glomerata, 3536 nucleotides long. It is a transcript of the gene swm, whose product is annotated as zinc finger protein swm. NCBI's taxonomy places the organism in Eukaryota, Metazoa, Arthropoda, Insecta, Hymenoptera, Braconidae. Gene Ontology annotation, biological process: mRNA processing. The record is from RefSeq and is a predicted model, not a curated record. Gene Ontology annotation, cellular component: nucleus. The transcript is spliced from 9 exons. Bases 169 to 3330 code for a protein of 1053 amino acids. Gene Ontology annotation, molecular function: RNA binding; metal ion binding.